AUGAGAAUGAUCCCAGAAAGUAAAGAUAUCCCACCAUGGGUGAAAGUUCUGGAAGAUCUGAAAGAUGAAGAGGUGUUCCAGGUCCAGACACCCCUGGCAGGAUCCAUGUUUGGUCCAGACUGAUCUCAGAUCCUAGAGUAGGUGAAAGAGGCCAUGCUUCAUCUAAAAGCAUUGGAAUCAUCAGACCUCACCAAGGUCGUGGUUUAUGGCUCCUACUUGUGUAAGCUCCAGAACAAACGAAUGUUCCAGUCUUUGGCUGAGUGGCCCCAAGUGCAGGAGUGAGGGAUUCUCAAACUUGGGAAAGCCAUGAGUGCCCUCCCUCUAUGUCCUCAGAGGAAGUGA
Otolemur garnettii (small-eared galago) is the source of this 342-nucleotide messenger RNA. RefSeq names its product developmental pluripotency associated 5 (gene DPPA5). NCBI's taxonomy places the organism in Eukaryota, Metazoa, Chordata, Mammalia, Primates, Galagidae. Gene Ontology annotation, cellular component: cytoplasm. Gene Ontology annotation, biological process: regulation of gene expression. The record is from RefSeq and is a predicted model, not a curated record. Gene Ontology annotation, molecular function: mRNA binding.